Frieseomelitta varia is the source of this 971-nucleotide messenger RNA. It is a transcript of the gene RpL8, whose product is annotated as 60S ribosomal protein L8. The transcript has 5 exons. Gene Ontology annotation, biological process: cytoplasmic translation. Lineage: Eukaryota; Metazoa; Arthropoda; Insecta; Hymenoptera; Apidae. Bases 148 to 921 code for a protein of 257 amino acids. Gene Ontology annotation, cellular component: ribosome; cytosolic large ribosomal subunit. The record is from RefSeq and is a predicted model, not a curated record. Gene Ontology annotation, molecular function: RNA binding; structural constituent of ribosome.
CAAACAUCUUUUUUUAGAAAACAUAUUUUGAUUUUUUAAAUUAAAUAUUUUGGCGGGCAAACAGUGCAACCAACUUAAAUCUUAUACGUGACUUCAUUUCCGGCUGCGUCUUUCUCUAUUCAAUAUCGGUUAAGGCGAUUUUGAAUUAUGGGUCGAGUAAUUCGUGCUCAGCGUAAGGGAGCUGGAUCUGUUUUCAGAUCUCAUACAAAGAGGAGAAAGGGAGCCCCGAAACUUCGCUCCUUGGACUUCUCUGAGAGACAUGGCUAUAUCAAAGGUGUUGUGAAGGAUAUUCUUCAUGAUCCUGGUCGUGGAGCACCAUUGGCCGUUGUUCAUUUUAGGGAUCCGUAUAAAUUUAAAACACGCAAAGAAUUGUUUAUUGCUCCUGAAGGGAUGUAUACUGGACAGUUUUUAUAUUGUGGAAAGAAAGCAAAUCUCCAAAUUGGAAAUGUGAUGCCUGUUGGACAAAUGCCUGAAGGUACUAUUGUUUGUAAUUUGGAAGAAAAAACUGGUGACAGAGGUCGAUUGGCAAGAGCCUCAGGAAAUUACGCUACAGUCAUAGCUCAUAAUCCUGAUACAAAAAAAACCAGAGUGAAACUACCGUCUGGCGCCAAGAAGGUUAUACCAUCCAACAACAGAGCAAUGGUUGGCAUUGUUGCUGGCGGUGGACGUAUUGAUAAACCAAUUCUAAAGGCUGGUCGCGCGUAUCACAAGUACAAGGCAAAGAGGAAUUGCUGGCCUAAGGUCCGUGGUGUUGCUAUGAAUCCAGUUGAGCAUCCUCACGGUGGUGGUAAUCAUCAACACAUUGGUAAAGCAUCCACAGUUAAGCGUGGAACUAGCGCUGGUCGUAAGAUCGGUCUUAUUGCUGCUCGUCGUACAGGAAGAAUUCGUGGUGGAAAGACCGAUACUAAGAAAGACGAUUAGAUUAAACAUUGACUAAAUCCUGGAACUUGUACAAUAAAAUGUUUGAAAAA